Peromyscus californicus insignis is the source of this 892-nucleotide messenger RNA. RefSeq names its product acyl-protein thioesterase 1-like. The coding region runs from base 56 to 748 and encodes 230 amino acids. Gene Ontology annotation, biological process: protein depalmitoylation. Lineage: Eukaryota; Metazoa; Chordata; Mammalia; Rodentia; Cricetidae. Gene Ontology annotation, cellular component: cytoplasm. The record is from RefSeq and is a predicted model, not a curated record. Gene Ontology annotation, molecular function: carboxylic ester hydrolase activity; palmitoyl-(protein) hydrolase activity. The transcript has a single exon.
CGGCCCGGCGCCUGCGCUCCCUUCCGCUUCCGACGCGCUGUCCGCCACCGGGUGGAUGUGCGGCAACAACAGGUCUGCCCCGCUGCCCGCCGUCGUGCCCACCGCCCAGAAGGCCACCGCUGCGGUUAUUUUCCUUCAUGGAUUGGGAGAUACUGGGCACGGAUGGGCAGAAGCCUUUGCAGGUAUCAGAAGUUCCCACAUCAAAUACAUCUGUCCACAUGCGCCCAUUAUGCCUGUUACAUUAAAUAUGAAUAUGGCUAUGCCUUCUUGGUUUGAUAUCAUUGGACUUUCCCCAGAUUCUCAGGAGGAUGAAUCUGGAAUUAAACAGGCCGCAGAAAAUGUAAAAGCUUUGAUAGAUCAAGAGGUAAAGAAUGGCAUUCCCUCUAACAGAAUUAUUUUGGGAGGAUUUUCUCAGGGAGGCACUUUAUCUUUAUACACUGCUCUUACCACGCAGCAGAAACUGGCCGGCGUCACUGCGCUCAGUUGCUGGCUUCCACUUCGGGCUUCAUUUCCACAGGGUCCUAUCAAUAGCACUAAUAGAGAUAUUUCUGUUCUCCAGUGCCAUGGAGAUUGUGAUCCUUUAGUUCCCCUAAUGUUUGGUUCUCUUACUGUUGAAAAACUAAAAACACUGAUAAAUCCAUCCAAUGUAACCUUCAAAAUCUAUGAAGGCAUGAUGUAUAGUUCACGUCAGCAGGAAAUGAUGGAUGUCAAGCAGUUCAUUGAUAAACUCCUACCUCCAACUGAUUGACGUCACUAAGAGACCUUGUGCAGACGUUCACCAGCAUCACUGUAGUAGAGUAUAAACCCUUUCCCAUGCCUGAUUGUAAAACUUCUAAUGUUUGCAGUAUUAAAAUGUUUUGCAAAUACAAACCAAUGAUACAGAAAAAAAAAA